UGGGCUGCAGACCCAGGCCGGCGGACCCAAGCGCACUCCGCUAACCAAGAGGGUCGCCGCUCCCCAGGAUGGAGCCCCCAGAGGUGCGUGGGGGCCCAGGGCGCAGAGACCGGCCGAGAAAGGGCCGUGCCAGGGAUAAGCUUGUCCCGCGGUGAGGAGAGGUUGGAGCCCCAGAAAGGGCCUCGGGGCAGGCCCUUUACUGAGCCCCUUCUCUACUGCCCAGGUCAAUAAAUGAGAGAAAGCGAGAGGAAAAGAUAGAAACAUCACUGAUGAGAGGGAAUCAUUGAUUGGCUGCCUCCUGAACGCCCCCCACUUGGGAUUGAGCCAGCAACCCAGGCAUAUGCCCUUGACUGGAAUCGAACUCGGGACUCUUCAAUCCACAGUCCCCACCUCAGAGACUUCUCCUGGGCCCUCCCCAAUGGGGCCUCCACCUCCUUCAAGUACAGCUUCUAGGCCUCCAGCUGUGGGGAGUUGUCCUGCCUCCACUGUGGAUCCCAUAGAUUUUCCAGUCAUUGAUUGUGAGACUUUGCUGGAAGAUGUGCUGAGACCUUUGGAACAGGCAUUGGAUGAUUGUCGUGGCCACACAAAGAAGCAGGUAUGUGAUGACAUCAGCCGACGCCUGGCUCUGCUGCAAGAACAGUGGGCUGGAGGGAAGCUGUCAACGCCUGUAAAGAAGAGGAUGGCUCUGCUGGUGCAAGAGCUUUUAAGCCACCAGUGGGAUGCAGCAGAUGACAUCCACCGCUCACUCAUGGUUGACCAUGUGACUGAAGUCAGUCAGUGGAUGGUGGGAGUUAAAAGAUUAAUUGCAGAAAAGAGGAGUCUGUCUUCAGAGGAGAAGGCUAAUGAAGAGAAAGCUGCAGCCACAGCCGAGAACCAGACCGUACCAGAACAGGAUCCAUAAUCCUAUGGGUUCCCCAGACUCAACUCACACCAUCUCCUAUGCCUUGGCAUGGGAGGCCUUGUCUCACUUGGCUCCCUCUUAGCACUUGGGAGACUGUCUGCCCUGUUGGGUUCCUUGGCCUGACCCAACUCUGGGGGAAGAGGUCCCAUCUAGGCCACAGGGUGGUCACUUGUUAUCCCUAACGUAUGUUUCAAUAAAAACAUCUCAAUGUGG
Molecule: messenger RNA, 1114 nt
Organism: Eptesicus fuscus (big brown bat)
Lineage: Eukaryota; Metazoa; Chordata; Mammalia; Chiroptera; Vespertilionidae
Gene: SRA1
Product: steroid receptor RNA activator 1
Exons: 5
Coding region: 341-901 (186 amino acids)
Biological process (GO): regulation of transcription by RNA polymerase II
Cellular component (GO): nucleus
Source: RefSeq, a predicted model, not a curated record